UGCUGGCUAAUCCCUUCCCCAGAGACUAAGCUGGCGGCCCUUCGGCUAGAAGCGGAGGAGAAGGAGCUGGGUACCAUGGCCUGGGUGCUGAAGAUGGACGAUGCCACCAUCGAGUCAGGGCUGGUACACGACUUUGAUGCCAGUCUGUCAGGCAUCGGGCAGGAGCUGGGGGCUGGCGUAUACAGUAUGAGUGAUGUGCUGGCCCUGCCCAUUUUUAAGCAGGAAGACUCCAGUCUCCCUUCAGACCGUGAGCGCAGCGCUCUGAACCCUCCCUUCCAGUAUGUUCUCUGUGCUGCCACCUCCCCUGCCGUCAAACUACACGACGAGACCCUCACCUACCUAAACCAAGGCCAGUCUUAUGAGAUCCGUAUGCUGGACAACAGGAAGCUGGAGUUAUCAGACAUAAACACCAGGAGUGUGAAGAGUAUCGUUAGGGUGGUGUUCCAUGACAGGAGACUCCAGUACACAGAGCAUCGGCAGCUGGAGGGGUGGAAGUGGAAUCGCCCUGGAGACCGUCUCCUAGACAUCGACAUCCCCUUGUCAGUGGGUAUCAUGGAGCCCAAGGCCGACCCCUCCCAGCUCAACGCCGCUGAGUUUCUCUGGGACCUCAACAGGAGAGCCUCUGUGUUUGUGCAGGUUCACUGCAUCAGUACAGAGUUCACCCCCAGGAAGCAUGGAGGAGAGAAGGGAGUUCCCUUCAGGAUCCAGAUCGACACCUUCAGGCAGGGAGACAACGGGGAGUCCACUGAACACCUCCACUCUGCCUCCUGUCAAAUCAAAGUCUUCAAGCCAAAGGGGGCAGACAGGAAACAGAAGACGGACAGAGAGAAGAUGGAGAAACGAACGUCUCAAGAGAAGGAGAAGUACCAAUGCUCCUACAACACCACCAUCCUAUCAGAGAUGAGGCUGGAGCCGAUCGUAGAGGAAGUGGGAGACUAUGAGCUGAAGAAGUCCAGCAAGAGGACGCUGCCGGCUGACUGUGGGGACUCGCUGGCCAAGAGAGGCAGUUGUUCUCCAUGGCCUGAUGCCUACGUCGGCUCUCCCCGGACAGCUGGCCCCUCCUUCACCUCCACACCCCUCUCCACGUACACGGCCUCCUCCGUACCCGACAGUGACUCAUCGUCGCCCAAUCACCAGGCAGACCCUGCCAGCCAAGUCGUCACAGAGCAACUCAGUCCGACAGCCACCAUCCAGGAGACUCAGAAGUGGCUUGUCAAAAACCGCUUCAACAGCUACGCACGACUCUUCUCCCACUUCUCAGGUUUUGACUUACUAAAGUUGACCCGGGAUGAUCUGGUUCAGAUCUGUGGAGCUGCUGAUGGAAUCAGACUCUUCAACACACUAAAAUCCAGGUCGGUGUGUCCCAGGUUGACCCUCUAUGUGUGUCAGGAGUGUGAGGUAGAGAGCCCCCUGCUGGAGAGACACUGUAACAGCCAGAACGGAGAGCGCAGUGACACACCUCAUUUAUAUGUGUACCAUGCUCUGUACCUGGAGGAGCUGACUGCGGCUGAGUUGAUCAGGAAGAUGGCGUGUGUGUGUAGUGUUCCACUGGGACACAUCAACCAGGUCUACCGACAAGGACCCACAGGGAUACACAUACUGCUGAGUGACCAGAUGGUUUACAACUUACCGGAUGAGAGCUGCUUUCUGAUCGGCACAAUCAAAGAUGAAACGGGGGAGGGGCUCCACCAAAUGGGGGAGGGACUUCACCUGGUUUUGAAGUAGCGAUAGAGGAUGACAUCACUGAACACUCCUCCCUCUGUGUGGAGGGGAGCAGCCUCCAUCACUCCCUCUCUCCUAUCGUCCAGAUUGCUGUGUCUAAGGCAGACGGACAGAGAUACUGAACUGCGGCCUUGUUAAUGUUAGAAUCUGACGGGGCGUGACCACUGUUUCAUAUUGAAAACACUAUUACUGAGGGGGGGGGACUUUGUUUAUUCUUAAAUGUUUAUAUUGUUGUACGAGAGGAG
Oncorhynchus nerka (sockeye salmon) is the source of this 1967-nucleotide messenger RNA. Its product is annotated as upstream-binding protein 1-like. Bases 76 to 1725 code for a protein of 549 amino acids. Gene Ontology annotation, molecular function: DNA-binding transcription activator activity, RNA polymerase II-specific; RNA polymerase II cis-regulatory region sequence-specific DNA binding. Gene Ontology annotation, cellular component: nucleus. Gene Ontology annotation, biological process: regulation of transcription by RNA polymerase II. The transcript has 16 exons. Lineage: Eukaryota; Metazoa; Chordata; Actinopteri; Salmoniformes; Salmonidae. The record is from RefSeq and is a predicted model, not a curated record.